CCUAGGUUCAUACCACCAUAAACACAAGUACUCUUCUCUAAUAUUAGCUAAGUACCUUUCUCUUUUCCACUAACAGUACUCUCUUUAGCUAAUAAAAUCUUCUAGGCCACUAACAUAUUAUUAAUGGCUCAGGGAAGAGUCAGUGCAAUGACCGUAGCAGCUUUGGUGCUGUUGAUGGUGUUGGUUGGUCACUCUGAGUUUGCUCGUGCCGCCACCUACACUGUCGGCGGUACCAACGGUUGGACCUUUAACUCUGCUGGUUGGCCUAAGGGAAAGCGUUUUAGGACUGGUGACACACUUGUGUUCAAUUAUGGACAGGGGGCACACAAUGUGGUGGCUGUGAACAGAGCCGGUUACCAGAGUUGCAGGACCCCAAAGGGUUCCAAAGUGUUUACAAGUGGAAGAGAUCAGAUCAAGCUUGUUAAAGGACAGAACUACUUCAUUUGCAAUUUCCCUCAGCACUGUGAAUCUGGCAUGAAAAUUGCCGUGACUGCAGCCUAGAUUUAGAUUUAACAAUAAUCAAUAUGAAUAUGGGGGACAAAAUAAUUAAAGCUUUUAUAUAUAUGUAUAAUUGCUUUCAUCUCUCUCUACCCCAUGAUUACUAUAUCAGAGCAAAAUCUACUUUUGUACUUUUUACUCUUUUUCUUAGCUAAAGAAAAACUACAGUACCUUUGUAGUUGGUACUAUAUUGUAACCACAUAUAAUUAAACAUAUAAUAUAAUAUGUUGUGUUUGUAAUGA
Molecule: messenger RNA, 740 nt
Organism: Cannabis sativa
Lineage: Eukaryota; Viridiplantae; Streptophyta; Magnoliopsida; Rosales; Cannabaceae
Product: basic blue protein
Exons: 2
Coding region: 124-501 (125 amino acids)
Cellular component (GO): plasma membrane
Molecular function (GO): electron transfer activity
Source: RefSeq, a predicted model, not a curated record